Talaromyces atroroseus is the source of this 2094-nucleotide messenger RNA. RefSeq lists its product as hypothetical. NCBI's taxonomy places the organism in Eukaryota, Fungi, Ascomycota, Eurotiomycetes, Eurotiales, Trichocomaceae. The record is from RefSeq and is a predicted model, not a curated record. The coding region runs from base 1 to 2094 and encodes 697 amino acids. The transcript is spliced from 9 exons. Gene Ontology annotation, biological process: protein phosphorylation. Gene Ontology annotation, molecular function: ATP binding; protein kinase activity; protein binding.
AUGGUUCUAUAUGAUUCUUCUAAGGAAGAGUUUGCUCUUUCCGGUAUAGGACAGCUAUUUGAUGAUGAAUUCACAGCACCCAAAGAUGCGAGUAAAGCUUUGAUAGGGAGACCUCCAAAAGAUAGAGACGAUCCUACCAAAGUUUACUACUCCGAUGCCGACGGAGAAUGGUGGACUGCGUACGAAGAUUACAAAAAGCGAGACUGGCGCGAAAUUACCUCGAGCCCUGCAUAUGAGUUGCUGGCAACUGGCACAAUGGAUACUCGGCCCUGGUGUCUUACAGGCGUAUCAAUAGCCCAUAGAUUCUGUUGGAAAGAAUGCUGCACGCGUCAGAUAUGCAAGCAUUCAAAUAGUGCUACAGUUAUCGACUAUCUCCGGAAGUCGCUCAAGAAAGUACUCUACGAUAAUACAGAUGUCGAAAGCAUCCGCAAGAUAGACGAAUGGGGCUCCACCAUUCUCCAUUCAUUAGCUAUGGAAGAUCCUAGUCACAUAUUCAGUAUGCUUAUCGAUUUGGCGAAUUCGGAGCAGAAAAGGAAUAGCGCAUAUCAACAAAUCGACGUCAACCAUAGGGAUAGUGAGGGAUGCACAUUACUUCAUAGGGCAGUGGAGGCAGGCAAUAUUCCGGUUGUUAAUGUCCUUUUAUCGGAAGGAGCAGAUCUCAAUGCUGGAGAUGGAAAGCAGGAUACCCCUUUGCACUUUGCGGCUCGCUACGACCAGGAGGUUACCAAAGAAACCUUGAUCGAUCAAGAGGCGGCUUUGACCAUGCGGAAUGUCGAGAAAAAGACUCCGCUGGAGUUAUCUUGGGCUAAAAAAUCCCUCCUCAGAUGGGACUUGUACAAAAUCGACGAAGCACUAACAAGAAGUAAGCGGAUGAGUAUUGGGGCCCAAGCAGAAUGUCACGGUCUCAAGAAGCAAUUGAACUACUCGGGACCAGAUUUCACCUUUUGCGAAAUAUAUAGUUUGUUGCGCUUACCGCACGAUGAGCGUUAUUGUGUCCACAAAGCCCUUCUGCGUGAGAAUCAGGUCCUCCAGCGGCUUGAGCACCCUUUCAUUGUCUCUUAUAUUGGCUACGAGGAGCUUGAUAGCGGAGAAGCAAGGUUGUACUUGGAGUAUUGUGAAUGCGGUGACCUUCAAACCAUGCAUGUGAAAGCUUCGCUACCUACUCCACAGCACAUGAGCGAUGAUGAAGACGAUUUGCUCAUGUUAUCAAGCAAGCUAUUACAUAUUACUUCGGAUUCCGAAUCAAUCGAAGCACUUAAGGAGCCCGAAAUUUGGACGAUGCUCUAUCCGUUAUCUGCGGCGUUGGUAUAUCCCCAUUACAGCGUGUGCAUUUCCAGGCAAGGGGCCUGUCGCUUUGAGCAUCAUUGGGAUCCCGUGUUUCAUCGGGAUAUCAAGCCCCAUAACGUUGUCUUGACCACGCUCCCCAACGGACAUCGAAUCGUGAAGCUAUGCGAUCUUGGGAUUGCAAGACCAUUUAUCAAUGUAAACCAGUCCAGGCCCUCUGACCGUGGGUCCCAAGGUUUUCACCACCGACAUGCAAGUGACCCAUACCUGUCCCUGGAAAACGAACUGGGCCAUAAGCCUGGAGGCCUCAUUCUGCAAGCCUUUCUCAGAAUUGCGAAAAACUUGGACAUUACCACUUUUGGGACCCAAACAUCCAUUAUGCAGCGGAAAAGGCUUCUAGCACGCCUUAAGUUGCUUCUGAAAGAUGGUGUCGAAGUUCCAUUUCAGGAACACUCCCGGUCAUUGCAUCUCGCAAUUUUGCUAAACAAGAACCGCAUGCUCGAGACUUUGCUAUUAAAGUGGCAGAACCCGGAUGAGACAUGGCAGAACUCGGGUUGGACGCCUCUACACCUCGCCGCACAGCAGGGGAACACAGGAAUGGCCGAAAAGUUGUUGGAGGCUAAUGCAGACCCUGCCACUCUUGACCGUCAUGAUAUACUCGAGCUAUUUCUCGAGUUCAGCAAUUCGAAACCCAAAGCCCAAGUGCCCCGCAAGUCCUGGCAGAGUGUCUUCAAAGACGAUGCUGUUGUGGAGGUUAAGAGGGACCGCAGAGAGCCUGAAGCAGAGGCGCAAGGGAGUAGCUUGAGUUAG